UGGCGGCGGCGCUGGCGGAGGGUCGCACCGAGGAGGGAGAGCGAGGAGGCGGGGAACCGGAGAGACAGAGACGGGAGGCCCCGGUGGCACCGACAGACGAACAAUAAUCACGGCGACGACAGCCGCGAGGCCCGCGGACCAGCACGGAGGAGGAUGGACGGAUGGAUGGAGCGUUCAGGCCCUCCUAUUGGCCGUCAUCCUGUCCCGCUCCACCAGCCGGUACUCUACUACAGCCGCAGUACUCGUAGUAUUUAGAUGCAGUAGUCAGUACUAAUACCUGCGAUUGCUAGUUGAGAUUCGGCGAGACAUCACAGUGGUAAUCACAGAGUCUGCAGCUGUAGGGGGCGCUACUCUGACCUCUGAGGCAGGAGGGGUUUAACAGCUCCGAUAACCUUUGUGCAGCGGCUUUGAGGACACUCUUACUUGUGUGCGUACCCAUUUUGAUGCUAACGGACCUGGAAUGACAACCGCAGGCCUCUGCAUCGUUCCUGCCUUGCUGUAGUCUUGCUGGUGAUGAGCUCAAUAUUUUGUUGACAGAAAAAAUGACACUGAGACUGCCGGGCUAACAGCUGCUUCACGGUGACCUCCUCUCAGCUGCGGCACCAUCAAACCCAGUACUUCACCGGCUCUGAAAAUGUAGAUUAGCCUCAUUUUGAAGCUACUUGAGGUUAGCAGCUAAGAGCUAGCGCACCAAACACCUGCCCCCUCCAGAAGCAAAAUUCGGUUAGAGAACAAAUUACCUAAAAAUGUAGUUGGAUUCUGACCGGGAUCGCGUGUUUAGCAGCUAACGGCUAGUUAGCGGCUAGUGGUGAGCAGGUAGCGGUGGCGUGGGGCUAAGUCCGGGACAGAGCAGGGGUGCGAUGGAGUACCACUCCGGUGGCAGCCUGCCCCUGCUGGGGAGACCGCGGUACUGCCCCGGGGCCAACUCAAACGGAGGAUACCUGUGUGAGACUGGACACUGCUGCGGAGAGACCGGCUGCUGCACCUACUACUACGAGCUCUGGUGGUUCUGGCUGCUGUGGACCGUCCUCAUCCUGUUCAGCUGCUGUUGUGCCUACCGACACCGUCGAGCCAAACUGAGAGUCCAGCAGCAGCAGAGGCAGAGAGAGAUCAGCCUGCUGGCGUACCACGGAGCCAGCUCUUACCCCUCCUCCAUGCUGGACCUCAGUUUCCUGGCAUCCCUGAAGCUUCCGUCCUAUGAAGAGGUGGCAGCUCAGCCCUCCACCCCUCCUCCACCCUACAGCUCAGUGUUCACCACCCCACGCUACCCGCAGCCCCCCCGCACCGUCGACCCCCACCUGCUCACACAGCAUGGUCCACUGCUACACCGGCCGCUCAGCGAUGGUCCCUCCUCCCUCAGCUCCGAUAACAGCUCCAGUUGUUCCUGUGACUCCUGCUGCCCCUCCUCUCCAUGUAGCUCCUCCCUAUCGGCACCCAUCACUUAUGAGACUGACACAAGCCACGCCUCCACGCCCAGCGAGGCCGCGACCCACACACUUGAUGUUGCCAUGGAAACCAUCACUGCUGCGGCUACCUGCCUAGAGGUAAAUGAAACACGAUUUGCUUCUGAAAGGAUGGUUGCCACGGUCUCCAUUGACAUCAGCGAUGCAGAUGCUCCGGGGGUUCAGGAACCUGUUGCCACAGACUCAUCGGUUCCCAGCCAGACUGUUACUGUGGCCGUUGUUACCAGGGCGGCCUCUCCUCAGCCUCCGCCCUCUCCUGGUUCAGAGGUGGCCCUUCCUAUUGGAACUACAUCUCCCAUAAAGCAACAGCGUGAUAAAACACAGUGUACCACGAUAAUUAGCACUUGUAGCUCAAUAACACUCCCUAGUCCAAGUGUUGUUGACACAGCACUCCCCUCCAUCCAAAUAAUAAGCGUUGAGGGCACACCUGAGGGCCCAGAAAUUGCCCCUGCCCCAAAAAUCCCUUCAAUAUCAGGCCCAUCUACCCCAACAGAUAGCACUUCUGACAGACCUACAGCCAACCUAACCCUAGAAACCCUGGAUCUAAGAAGAACUUUUGAUACAACCAAAGUUCCUGGUAGCCCAACCUCAGUACCAUCCCCAGAUGUUGACAGAACUUUGGCCAUGAUAACAGACUCUGCUGGUCUCCCAACUGUGGACCCCAAUCCUAGCCUUGUGCCAAUCCCGGCACCUUCAAACCUUACCCAAACUUCAGACCUGGUACCUUCAAACCUUAUCCAAACUUCAAUCCAAGUACCUUCACAGCUUACCCAAGCUCCAGAUCCAGUGCCUACAAACCUUAACCAAGCUGCAGAUACAGUACCUACAAACUUUACCCAAUCUCCAGAUGUAGUACCAACAAACCAUACCCGCUUUGCAGAACCAGUAUUGCCAAACCUUACCGAGCUCCAGAGUCCGUACCUUCAAACCUUACCCCAGUGCCAGAGCCACAAACUAAAACGACCCUUGUUCCAGGUUCCACACUUAACCAUGUUCUAACCCCUGCACAUUCAACCCUUACCCUAGCCACAGAUGCAGCACCCUCUUCACCUGGACCUGACCCAGAGCUGUCACCCGGGUCAGGCCUAACCCUGGUUCCUCCCAACCCAAUGUCAGACUUGCGCCAAAACCCAGGGGCUGUAGCUGUUCUUGUCUCUUGUCUCGAUACGGAUGCAGUACCCGCCGGCCUGUCUCAGUUGUCAGAGUCAGACAUUAUCGGUCCAUUACCAUUGGGUAUCCAGGCUGGUUUUAGCUCUGGUUCUGGAUCAUGCUCUGGCGUUGCUUCCAGAUCAGGUAAACUGUCCCCCCCUGCCCCAGUGCUCACCCUCCCAACACCUGCAUCCUCCUCUUCCUCCUCAUCCUGCCCAGCUAUAACCAUAGAGUCCGAAUCUUCUUUUGCUCCUUCUCAGUCACCCCAUUCAGCCCUCUCCCCAUCCUCACCCCCAUCCCUUCCCUCUCCUCCCUUUCUCCCCUCCCCUCCAGCUCUGCCUUCCACCUCCCUCCCAGCCCCAGCUCUACUCCUGGACCCCCUCACUGCUUCGCACCAGUCUGACAAAGGUGGAUCUUCCUCUGGCCAUGCUUCCUCGCUCUCCCCAUCACCUCGUGCCACUCAGUCCCCUCCAAAACAGACUCUCUUCUCCCCCUGUGUGGAUGUCUUUGAACCAGGACCUCCCAGCUGGGAGGAAGGAGAGGAGGAGCAGGAGGAGGACAACGAUGAUGAUGACGAUGAUGACAUGGGAGCCGACGAAAGCCAGUAUAGACAUCGACGGCUGACUGGUGACUCUGGGAUUGAGGUGUGCAGGUGUCGAGUAGAGGAGGAAGAUGAUGAAGAGGAGGAGGAAGAGAAGGAGGGGGAAAGGAAGGAAGAUGGUAGGAGAGGAGGAGGGGAGAGAGAUAAAAAAGGAAGUGGAAACACUGAUUUCCAUGAUAGUUUGGACUGCCCUGCCAGGGGUCAGAUAACCACAGGGGAAGGACUUACACUGUGCAACCCCGCCUCCACCACCACGCCAACAUCGGAGGACAGUGGCGAAGUCGUCGUUGUCAUGGAGACAGUGUGAUUGACAGAAAAGGGCAAAUCAAACCAUUCGUCAUCCAGACAAGGGACGAAGAGAAAGCAAAUUACGGCGUCCACCCUUAAAACUGUUUUUGGCGAUCGUUCUCUAAACGGGGAGUUUGUGAACGCAGAUGUUGAGGACUUGCAUCAUAUCAAUAAAUGUUGCUUGUUCAGCAGCUGUUAGUCAGACCAGCACAGGUAUCGGAUGUAUCAUAGGAAGAGAUUGCAACAGGAAGAAUUAGUUCAACUCAACACUGUUUAUUCAACUGUGAGUUGGUAUUUUAAUUGGCCGUGGUUCCAGGCUUCUCUAACGGUGAGUACUGGUGUGUUUUAAUAGGAGGAGAGUUGUUUGCAUCCAAGGUUGAUAAAGUUUUACGGCCUCUGCACUACAGCACAGUUGUCAGCUAUUUGUAAAAUGUCAGGAAAAAUUAGGACCCCUGCUCCCCAUUUUGACCCUAACAGAGUAACACUGGAGACUUGUCUCUUUAUGAAGAAUAGCUAAAUUCCUACUAGAGGCUACGAACGGAGAGCUAGCUGAAACAGCUUGUUGUGAUGUGUCUGUAGAUCCAUUCAGUAAUGUUCUCAGUCAGAGUGAACGUUCUGAUUACAUAGAUUUGUUUGUGGAGGUUAAGGUGACACAGUUAACUGUCUUAUCUUUAGCUCUAGUUUCCAAAAUACUCUGAGUUGGCACUUCAGAAGAGUCACACAAAGGUACCCUGUGGAAUUACAUUCAUUCUUCAUCAGUACAGCACAUUCUGUGUAUCCUUGAAGCUUUAAAAAUAUGUUUAAUCAAUUCGCUUGCUGAUAAAAUGAUUGCAGUGUUAUUAUAAAGGUGCACUCCACCAGUUUUACACAUACAGGCUUCAAAUUUCCAGCACAAAGCCUGUGUUACGAACUAGCGGUGUGGAGUUUAGAAGACAUAGGUGUUCACCAGGCAGGAAGCGUACAAUGAAAGAUGCCAUUUAAGUUGCAUUAUGGGAAGUGUGGAAUCCAGUGUUUUUCUAAGUUGACCCAUACAAGAAACUAAAUAUCAGGAUAUCUUGCCCACUGCUGCAUCGCUUAUAACCAUUAUUGUUGUAAUCUGUCUCUUGCAGGUCCCUUAACUUUAUGGAAGUGCGAUACUAAAUUGCUGGACCCCCCCCUUUUAACCUGCAUCGUUUCCAUUCAUAAUUACCAGCUAGCAGUCUAAAAACAUUGUCCCAUACCAUUACUAGCGGUCAAAAAUCCACAGGGUACUUUUAACCUGAACUGCUAGUCAUUAUAAGCUUGCUAACUAGCCGGCAGCAGAUUUGAAAAGAUACUGUGGUUAGCUAACUAGCUGACCUUUCUGAAUGCAAAAUCAGGGAGGGCACAAUUAGGUCCCAAUCAGAAUAAGACACAAAUUGACCAUCAGUCAUUCACUGUUCAGGUCUGUUGAAAGAUACAAACGCAAUUUGUUAUUGUCUGAUUGGCAGUACCAUAAUUACCAACUUGUAAAUAGCGUUCACAUCAACAUCCAAGUCAAAAUUAAACCAGGGAGACUCUGAUCUUUCUGAAAACUCCCAAUUUAUCUAAUUUUGGACUUGAUAGUGCAGAAGUGACUGAAAAAGCAAACAGACAUGGACAUGUCACAACACCCGAAAUUUGUCAUUCAAUUCAUACAUGCUAAUAUAUGGAUAUAGUGCUGUAUUGAUCAUUCACAGGAUUUUUAACCCUCACACGACCGGUUCUUUAGUCAUACUAAUGUGUUGAGUUUUCCACUGACGUGAACGCUCACAAGCUGAAUCAUUACCAUCUCUGCCUUCCGUCCCAUGGACAUGGCAUAAAGACUGUGUACACGAUUGCCUUAGGGUGCAUUAUACCUGUGACAGAAAUUACGUUGUCUUUCUUAUAUAUCUGUCAUGAAAAAGAAAAGAACAACUAUAAAUAGUUGAACAUUUAGCAGAAGACACCUUGCUCGUCUUGGGUGAUGACGGGGGGUUGGAAACAUGGACAAACUGGCUGUUUUUGAAAUGAAGAGACUGAUGUCAGAGGAUGAUUCACUCUGGUAGAGGGAGACUGAUUCAUUCAUUAGAGGGAAUGUUUUGAUGAAGAAGUCAGUCAGGAAAGCAGAAUUAGGUGGGUAGUUUAUGAAAUAGGAGAGACAGCUUCUCAGAUUUGAUGUGUUUGUGGCAACUUGAUCCUAUAAGGAAGGUUUCGGGGUGGAAGGAUCAGUUGGUUUCCUCUGCGUCGGCGUUUCGGCAGAGAAAAGCUUUUGCAUAAAUGGGAAUAAACAAUGGGCGCUGUUAGACAGAAACAAAGCACCAAACAGUACAGAGACGGGAACACGUCAUCAUUCAAGUCUUUGUGUCUUUCUCUGAAUUUGAGGUCAGAUGCAACAACACGUCCUAGACACCACCCAAGCUACUUUCAGUCCCUGUCUAAACUCUGAAAUUACUUUCCACUUUGUGCAUCUCUCGCUUCAUAUAUACACCUCUCCUUGUUUAUCAUUCAGAAUCCUUAAUUCUACUGAUUUGUAGACUCAAUUUACAUCAUCCUACAAAAAUCACCAAACAAGUCAAGGUCUUUCAGGGCCUUUAAAAAUGACAGUAACCUCAAUCCUGUUAAAGAAUAGGGAAGCUGAGUGAGUACAAUUUAUUUUUAGGCCAUUGUUGUAACAUAUUAAUGUUUUGUACACUGUCAGAUUGAUAGGCAUGUCAAAAUUGAUAUUUUAUGACGGAGAGACAUAAAGGUAGAGUAUAUUUUGUCAAUGACAGAGAGAUAGUAACAUUUGUAUUGUACAUGCUGGUGUAUUUCUAACCACCUUAGAAUCUGAAAUUAGUGAAGAGCAAUAUUUUUCAUCAGCAAGAGUCUGUGUGUAAAUAACCCCCUCCAGAAAAUUCAGGACAACUGCUUCAGGAAGGGUUGACAACAAGGCAAGGCAUUGUCGUUGUUGGGUGAAAACCUUGUUACUCCACUUUAGGUCACUGUCAUGUUGUAAUUUGAACCGCCGCUCUGUGGUUUGGGCAAUUGCAACACAAUUUGGCCGCUGAAAAUCUCUCCAAAACCCUGCAGACAAACUGAAAAAAUGCAUAAGGGUCAGGAAGAUAACAGACUUUUUGUCGACAUGUUGGAGAUCUGAAGUUUUUACCCAACACCAACAAUAUAAUGAUUGUAAGGGCUGGUGUAGUUUUUAAAAGAGACGAGUAAUUUCCAACAGGCUUGGCGGAGGUAUGCCAUCACACAUUUGUAAUACUUUUUAAUUCUGUCGGUUUUAGAAAUGAAAACAUAGUUUUGUCAUCUUGUUAUCUUUGUCCAUGUCAUGAUGUCAGGUAUUUGGUUUAAGCAAGAUGCACUCCCAUGCUCUCUCACUGGGAGUAAAAAUCGAGUGUAAGGGUGAGAUGUGUCCUGUCUUUUCUUACAACUCUUACCACAUAGUGCACUUGUUUCUGCAGCUUAUCAUGUAAGCUGUGUUAGAAAGUUUCACAAAUGUGUGUUGAUCCAAACCAAAUGUUGAAGUGUGUUGGAAAAGACACCAGAGAGUAACCAAUGAGUAGCCAAUGACAGAAAGAGUGUGCAGUGAUUUUGUCAGAUUGUACCAGCAGAUAAUUGCUUGAACCAGAACUCUUGAAAGUGGGAAUGUUCAAAUGACGUCUUAUUCGGACUGGAUUAUGCUUCGGGGGGGCGAUUUCAACAUUACCUGCUCUGGUCAGUGAUUUGAAUCCCGUCCACAGCACGUAUGUGGGUAAUAUUUCACCCCUACUCCAGGAAAAAUUACGGCCACAGAUACCUACUGCUUAUCUGUGAACUGGCUGGUCCUACUCUAAUUUAAACCCCAUCCAGAAAGUCAAAGAUGUUUAUGCUUAUCUGAUAGAUGGAAACAUGAUAACACCAACUUGUAGGCCUCUCUGGGAACCAACAUGACGACAGAAAACAUUUUGAGCCAAGUAUUUUUUAGCAUAAAUUUGUUUAUUUUUCGGCGAAUUGGCACCACUAAAAGUACGCUUAAUUAGAUAUUAGCAGCUCCUGUCUGCAGUGUAGCCAUGGAUGUACAGACAACUGUCACUGGAUCACUGUGAUACUGAAGGAAACUUUAAAACGUGAAGAUUCUCAGGCAGGUUCUGCAUUUAUGAGGAGCAUCUUUUUUUUAUGAUUUCUAAGCAGAUUUAUGGACCUUUUAUUUGCAGUGGACAUCGGAGAUGAUGAUAUCCUCGACGUGUAAGUCACACUGAAUGAUAUCAACAUGUGUUUCAUGUCUUUGUCUAUUAAAAACCAUACUCUGUAAUUUCACCAUGGUUAAAAUGCCAUCUGGAUUGAUGGGUUAAACUACCAAAGAGUACAGCGAGUAUUUCGUUCCCCACCUCCCCUGUGAUGUCAAUCCAGUCCGAAUGGGGCUUUAGAAAGUAAAGAAACUGCAUAUAGAGGCAAUACCAUUGAGGAGGAAAGUGAUCUUCUCAGGUCCCUGUGUAACUAUGGCAACCGCUGUGGUGCAGUGGUCACCUGAUGAUUGUUUCAGUCACCUAUUCAGCCUUCUCCGAUGGAAAGACCUUGAGUCUGGUUGACCGAUCCUUAAACCCUGUGUCCAUGCUGCAUUACAACACUGACUUGUCGUUAAGGACAAUGGGACUUCGCCGACAGAGGUACCCACAUACGGAUGCCCACGAUGGACAAAGCUAUGUUGGACUUCAUAAUGACAAAAGCAAUGUCCUGCCAUGGAAAGCACGUGAUGGAGCAGACGGUUAUUUCAAAAGGAUUGACAGCUGGAUGUUUUUCUGGACUGCCAGAAGCCUUGGUAGUCAUCUUGGGAACCAAUGUGCACAAGAUUGGAUUCAUACACGGAUAAAAAUGAUCCAAUCUUCCUUUUCUAAACCUCUGUGGAUAAAUUCACAGACAUAGGAAUCUGGUUUUGAGCCAAUCCGGACUUUGGAGAGCUCAAGGAGAUUAUCUGAUGAUGUCUUUGAUUCGUCUCAGACUGAGGUCCAAAACGUGACCUUAUUCGAUUGAAUCCAGGCAAAAUUUGCACCUGUGGACUGAGAACGAAGAGUUCAUUGAGGCUGAGGGACCUCCUCGAGAAAGGUCAAGGGUGACACCAAGCCGUUGAUGUUGUGGUUGAUGUUGUGGUUGAUGGUGUUUUUUGUUUACCUGAACUAAUAAGGUUAUAUAUAUAUCCAUGGUUACAGAGUGCCAUUUCUACUUGACAACUGUUACUACUUAGCAUUAGAUAGAGCUGUUCUUGCUCUGUGUGGGUGUGGACUUUCGACCAGAAUGACUGUAGAAAUGUUGUCUGGAAUCUGUCUGUAGCUCAGGUUCCCAAAGGCUCUGGAGCUCUCAGAUCAGCCUUAUAAAGGGGAUGCAGCUGGUUUUGACGUUAUUUCUGCCUUCUCUUUUAGGAUUUUAUCUAAAUUAUCUCAAAGUACCGCAAGAGUGUUGACAUUGUCUGUGAGGCUGGGCAGCAGAGAAGGGACCAGUGGUUGGAAUUAUCUACAGAUUUUCCAACGCCAAUAUCAAGCUCACUUCUACCAGCUAAAUGGAAGAAAGUCCUGUCUCUUCUAUGUAGGCAUCAUGGGACAUGUAGUGAAUCACCGACUGAAGUAGAAGUAGACAAGGUAGGUUGGGGUAACCUCUUCAGAACUCCUGUGAUCACAAACCGAUGUUACACAACAGUGGCAAAAGAGAGAGGACAUUUCUGGCAGUAGUUUCCAUGUGUCUCAGUGGGUACAGCAAAGCAACAGCAUUGCCAGGGUUGGGGGUUAAAUUCCCACUGAAGUUGCUGACACCCAAGAUGUCAAUACUCUUGAUGCUGCGAGGUAUUUAGGGGUAAAAUCUUCAACCAAACGACUGAUAAAAGUUUAGAUGAUCUCCUUGUAUGCGAGGCUGAUGUAAGGGCCAACCUACCUUUUGGAAACCCAGUCUUUAUCUCUUUUGUUGAGUUUUUGUAGUUUUUCAUCAAAUGUUGGUGGAUGAAAACAUUUAAAAAUAGUCCUCUCUCAGAGUUUCACUCUAACUGGAUUCACACUGACAGGUCAGAUUUGGUUUUAACCCAAAAUUGACUCCAGUAUGAUUGUUUAAAAGCUGUAAUUGACUAUUAGUAAUCUUUAAACCUUGAAUGUGUCUGCGGAUCACCUUUAACAUUCCUAAAGUAAGUGUUUAUAGACCUCUCCUGGCAAUUAGUUCUGAAACCUACAAAGACUGGACAAACCACACGUAUAGAUUGCACAGAUUUUUUAAGUGUUUGACAGUUAGGAAAGAACCUACACUGUACAACUAAGUAAAUUUACUAGAAGACACAGUUAACCACUGGUCAGUAACCACUGGAGUUGUACAGGUACACGACCUCCAGCGAGAACACAAGGGGUCCCGUGUUCUUGUACCUAAACAAACGCGGCUGGCAACAAGAAGCUUGCGUUCUUAAUUUUGUCUCCUGUUUAUUGACCAGUCUGUCUCCUUCGGGUGACACAAGUGGCGUUCUCAGUCCCAAAUAUUCGACUCGUUUGAACAAAAACAUCCAGAUCUGGACUUCAUCUGAAAACUUAAGCGUACAAUCUUUACAUAUCACACAUUAUAUAUGAUUUUAUUGUCCUACUGUCAACACCAACUGACCCAGAGUGGAACAGAUUCGGUCCAACUUGAUCCCAUCGGUUGACCAGAUUAAAUCAUAUUCAUAAUCGGCUCAACGGUCAUUUUAGUCUGUGGUAACUAAGAUAUUUAUAGGAAUACUUAAUCCCCAAAGGAAAAUUAUUUCCGUGUCUUCUCACCCUGAUAUCUGCUGCCCACUGGUGAACUGUUUUACUGUGAAGCAGCAGCAGGAAAUUCUAAUUUAGUAACAAAGGUCAAUGAAAGUUAAUCUAAGCGUCGAUUUGGUUGUUUUUCUGCAAUGACAUUAUCAAAUUGUUAAGGAGAGAUCGGAGAAAACAAUGUUAGACACAAGUCAAUUGGGCAGACGAAGCGGUGGAGGCCACAUGUAUUUAUUGCAGUUUGGGUGAAUUUCAGACACAGGUGAAAAGCAGUAGCUUUCCACCUGUUGUCGUGGAAAUAACUGCGUCCCACGUUCUUGAUCAUGGUCCCUAAUGGUGCAUCACAUUGCAGGUAUCCAGGCUAUACCUGGAAAACCAUCGUUAGAUCUGUUUGGAGAGAUUAGAUAGAUGUUUGUGCUUUAAUGGACCUUUAGAACGAGAGUAGAAACUGUCGACUUCAGUAGUUUGGGGAGCUUCAGGGUGAAUUUGUUAUGUGUUUGGGCAUCGUAUGAAAUUAAGGAACAGGGCUGAAGAGAUGGAGAGUGACACAAAAAUGUAUUUUCCUUUUGGGAUUUUGGGGUGAAGUGGUUCCUUUAAUGUGAAGAUGCCCAACAAAAUGAUGGCUAAGGCUCAACUUCCAACUGAAGCUGACACAGCAGAAGUUUUCUUGAGAGUCCUGGGAUGCGAGAUAUAUUGAUUGCGUUGGUCCUAACCUGUUGUGUAAAAUAUCCUCCCGCCCUAUAAAACCUGCGCUGACCCUGACACGUGAACCCAGUCAAAGUUUUAGACAACUCUGGAUCUUGGCCUCAUUAAAUUUUUUGCCGUUUUGGCUCCUGUUCCAUCAGGAGAUUGGAAGUAGCUUCACCCUGUGGUGUUUUACAAAAUUAUUUAAUUUACUAAAACUUAAGUAUGUUCCUUCUAUUGUAGGAGCCCCUCCCUGUCUAAAGGAUGUUUUUCUCUUCUUAUUAUCUCUUCUCUUCCUUCCUUCCUUUUUGCAUGAGGUUUCUUUCAGAGGAGUCGAAGGAGGCAGAGAAGAGAUUAGUCGUUAGAAUCCCUUAAUAUUAUGAUGAUAACAAUGCUAAUUAUUAGUAUUACCUAAUAAAUAGUGAGUGUGUAUGUGUGGAUGUACGUAUGUGAGUGACAUAACUAAACCAGCCUGUUCUAACAGUGUGUGAAGAUAUACUGAAUAAAACUGUCAAAUCUA
Xiphias gladius (swordfish) is the source of this 11412-nucleotide messenger RNA. Its product is annotated as mucin-5AC-like. The transcript has 5 exons. Lineage: Eukaryota; Metazoa; Chordata; Actinopteri; Istiophoriformes; Xiphiidae. The record is from RefSeq and is a predicted model, not a curated record. The coding region runs from base 861 to 2462 and encodes 533 amino acids.